Molecule: messenger RNA, 1419 nt
Organism: Vigna unguiculata (cowpea)
Lineage: Eukaryota; Viridiplantae; Streptophyta; Magnoliopsida; Fabales; Fabaceae
Source: RefSeq, a predicted model, not a curated record
AUGGCCGGUUUCAGGGGCGCGAACUGUGUGCUGAACCUCGCCUUCAGAGUAGCAAAUGAGUCGAUACAACCGGUCGGUAGCUCAGAGAACCACUCCAGCGCCUCCCCGUUAUUGAAUAUGGCCAGUAAAGAGCAUACCGAGGGCCUAUUGAUUGAGGAUGUGAAGAUGUUUUUCCGGCAUUCUUGCAAAGCCAAAUAUGUUGGAAUUUUGAAUCAAAAGUUAAGUGUGAAACAACGAGAGUCAAUUGCACGCACACCAUUUUGGUGGUUUAUGUCGUUAAACCAUUCUGUUAAGAUAAGUCGCAAUUUGUUACCUGUGUUAUGUUAUAGAUGGGUUGAAAGGAGGGGUGGUUUUGCUAUUGGUAGGGAAGUAGUUGAAUUUAAUUUGUUAGAUGUUUGUUUAGGAUUGGGUCUUCGGGUGUUGGGUGAAAAAAUUGAUAUAAGUGACGAUGAUGAAGAUAGUGACUGUAGGAAGUUAUUUUCUAGUGGGAAAGUUCAUGUUAAAAGGAUUUAUGAGUUUCUUUUGGAAUAUGACAAUGAUAGUGGUAGUAUAGAAUUGUUUACCAGCCUUUAUAUAUUGUUAGGCAUAUCUGAGUUCUUGUUGCCAAAUAGAGACGGGAUCGUGUUUCCCAAAAUUUUUAAGUUAGUGGAUGACUUGCAAAGUAUAGGUAAAUACAAUUGGGGCAACUUAGUCUACGACUAUUUGGUUGGUAGCUUAUGCAGUGCUUCAAGGGCGUUGAAGUAUGAAUCAAAUACAAGUCACAUUCAUUUAUUUGGAUGUGUGUAUAUGUUGCAGUUGUGGUCAUUUGAUCAUAUAUUUGUUUGCAACACAACGUUUAAUAGCGACAAAUCAAAGUUCCCACGAUUGUUGCACUGGAUGAAAAUUAAAGUUGGUGACAAAUUAGUUAAAAGUUCCUUUGAUAAAGAAUUGGCUAUUAAUGAGGUUGUGGUGUGUAACGAAGAACUUGGUUAUGAGUUUGUGAGAGAAGCAUUCCAAACUUUUGGGACUUCCUACAACAGAUCAAUUGAUAAGGAGAAUGAAGAGCUAAAACGUCUUAUAGAGAAUGAAGAACGUGAGAUUGCUGAAUUGGAAGCUCUUUUGUCUCAUUUGGAGGAUAUGGUUGCAAAAAAGGAAGAACAUAACCGUACGGAGGGUGACGGUAAAGAUGAUCCGCAUGAUGAUGGUAAUGAUGAGGAGGAGGUUGAUGUUGGUGUUCAUUACACCGUUAAUGACCCUGCAUCUGAUGUUGAAGGUGACGAUUCUGCUGGUGAUGAUGUUGAUGUUGAUGUUGGACAACAAAGCAACAUGUAUGACCGUAUGAAGUCCCAACCUCGAAAGCGAAUUAAAAGUCGUGCAAUAAGGACGCCAUUUGCGGGUUUUGGUAGUAGAAGGAAGACGAAGCUUCUUACAUUGGGUUGA